UCAUCAUCCUAUAUAAGUGUAGUAAGAUUGCACGAAUCUAAUACACGAAACAUUUGAAGUUCGACAAUUAGAUACAUAAUUCUUCGAAUAACUUCUCGAUGACUGCACUCAAGUAUAUGCAAGCUAUAGUGCUGCUUCUGGGGAUUUUGGUGCCUGCCCUUAAGACAACAGGAGCACAAUCCAUAGGUGUGUGCUAUGGAAGAAACGGGGAUAAUUUGCCCUCUCAGCAGGCAACAAUCGAUCUGUGCAAAGCCAAUCGAAUCGGAAAAAUGAGACUCUACCAUCCGGAUCAAGCCGCACUCCAAGCUCUUAGAGGAACAGAUAUAGAGGUCAUUCUUGACGUGCCUAAUCCGGACCUGCAAUCCCUCCAGGAUCCUGCAGCAGCAAAAACAUGGGUUCAGAAUAAUAUUCAGAGUUACACGCCAGGAGUGAACUUUCGUUACAUUGCUGUGGGAAACGAAGUUGAUCCUAGCACCGGUAAUUCCCAGUAUGUUAACUAUGUCCUUCCAGCCAUGCGGAAUGUGCAUGAUGCUAUUGUAGCAGCAGGAUUACAGGAUCAAAUUAAGGUCUCAACCGCGACUUACUCGGGUAUCACAAGUGGAUUUCCUCCCUCAAAGGGCGAAUUCCAUGAUAAUGCAAAGGGCUUCAUUGAACCAAUCAUUCAGUUUUUAGCACAAAACAAUUUGCCAUUGCUCGCGAAUAUUUACCCUUAUUUUAGCUACCUUGGAACGCCUCAGGGCAAUCUUGACUAUGCUCUGUUUAGGUCACAGAGUCCAGUUGUAUCAGAUGAUGGUAACCGUCAAUACUGGCAUCUUUUUGACGCGUUGUUGGAUACUAUUUACUCGGGUGUUGAGAAAGCUGGUGGCCCUAACGUCGAGAUCAUUGUAUCAGAGAGUGGAUGGCCUUCUGCAGGUGAUCGAGAGGCAAGUGUAGAAAAUGCACGGACUUAUUACCAGAAUUUGAUUAGUCAUGCGAAGAAAAAUGGGACGCCAAAGAGACCAGACAAACUAGUUCAAGUUUUCCUGUUCGCAAUGUAUGAUGAAAACCAGAAAGGAGGGGCUGAGACUGAGAAACAUUUUGGGAUCUUCGAUCCCACGAGUCAGCAGUCCAAAUACCAACUCAGUUUUUAAGCUAUGAUCUUGAUCAAAUGUCAUGUCGUAAAAUAUAUGUAAUUCACAUUACUUUCCAGCAGUUACCAGAUCAAAAAUAAAGUCAGGGCAUAAGACCAAAGAAUAGUAAUAAAAUCUUAUACUGUUAAUUGUUCGUGCAA
Molecule: messenger RNA, 1270 nt
Organism: Daucus carota subsp. sativus
Lineage: Eukaryota; Viridiplantae; Streptophyta; Magnoliopsida; Apiales; Apiaceae
Product: glucan endo-1,3-beta-glucosidase
Exons: 2
Coding region: 99-1130 (343 amino acids)
Biological process (GO): carbohydrate metabolic process
Cellular component (GO): plasma membrane
Molecular function (GO): hydrolase activity, hydrolyzing O-glycosyl compounds
Source: RefSeq, a predicted model, not a curated record